AUAUAUAUAUGGGGAGAAAACUACCCGGUGAUAAAGAUGUGGUGAAAAGAGGAGCAUGGUGUCCUAAGGAAGAUAAAGUCCUUGCAGACUACAUCAAAACACAUGGAGAAGGAAAAUGGAGCCAUGUUGCUAAGAAAACUGGGUUGAACCGGAGUGGGAAAAGUUGCAGACUACGAUGGUUGAAUUAUCUUAGGCCUGAUGUUAAGAGAGGCAACUUUUCUCCCGAAGAAGAGGACCUUAUUAUCAGAAUGCACAAGCUUCUUGGAAACAGGUGGUCCCUCAUCGCUGGAAGAUUACCAGGUCGGACAGACAAUGAAAUAAAGAACUUUUGGAAUAUUAAUUUGAGCAAGAGAGUUCCAGAGGCAAGACCACGUCGCAUCAAGAUAAAUGCUAAAAAUGAUGGCGCUGAUGAAGGUGGUAAUUGUACUGCUAAAGAUGAUCAGGUUCAGGUGAUUCAAAGUAUAACAUUAAAUUGCACAAAGGCAGCUGCCAUGAUCCCAUCGCAUCAUCAUCUACAUGAUGGUGAUCAAAGGGUCAAUAUUCAAGAACAAAGAGUCGUUGAUGACAUCUCGUCUAGCAGUUUUCUAAGGGACUUGGACAAUUUCAUCAAUGACGUUUUGCACGAGUCCGAAAUCAAUGGAGAUCAAUAUUAUGUGGUGGAUGAUCAAGAAAGGGAGUAUUGAAUGGAGGAUAUUGAUGGCCACGCCAUACCUCUCAGUGAUGUCAAUUUUUCUUUUUAAUAGAAAAUUAUGUUUUAUUGAUUUGAAUAUAGCAGUGACAUCACAAUCCUCGAACCACAUCUUGAAUAAUAUUGGAUGGUUUUGUAAAUAUUCACUGUAUAAAUUAGGAAACUUAUAGAUGGUCUAGUUUGAUUCGACUUACAUAGAAAGUGUUUAGAAUAACUAAACUAAACCAGACCUAUGCGAUUCCGAUUCAGUUCGGCCAAUUUUGAGUUUGGAAUGAUAAAAACAUGAAGAGGUGAAUAAGAGAAAAAUA
Messenger RNA from Prunus persica (peach), 996 nucleotides. Its product is annotated as transcription factor TT2. The transcript is spliced from 3 exons. Gene Ontology annotation, cellular component: nucleus. Gene Ontology annotation, molecular function: transcription cis-regulatory region binding. Gene Ontology annotation, biological process: cell differentiation. Lineage: Eukaryota; Viridiplantae; Streptophyta; Magnoliopsida; Rosales; Rosaceae. The record is from RefSeq and is a predicted model, not a curated record. Bases 9 to 683 code for a protein of 224 amino acids.